AUGUUGACGACAAACUGGGGAGAGGAAAGGGGCAUGAGUGUGGGUGAAAGCGAAAUCGGAGUAAGAUUGAAGGUUGACCUGGAUGCUUCCCAGUCAAAAGCUUCAAGUCUUGCCAGAUCAGAUAACCAAUUCUCCAUUCAAAUCCCAUGA
Messenger RNA from Sclerotinia sclerotiorum 1980 UF-70, 150 nucleotides. RefSeq lists its product with no specific name. The record is from RefSeq and is a predicted model, not a curated record. The transcript has 2 exons. NCBI's taxonomy places the organism in Eukaryota, Fungi, Ascomycota, Leotiomycetes, Helotiales, Sclerotiniaceae. The coding region runs from base 1 to 150 and encodes 49 amino acids.